This is a messenger RNA of Pelagomonas calceolata, 1993 nucleotides long. The record is from the annotation of a GenBank genome assembly. Lineage: Eukaryota; Pelagophyceae; Pelagomonadales; Pelagomonadaceae.
GCCCGCGCAGAUUUUCAGGGGCCAUACCGCUGCUGCUGCUGGGAGCCAUCAAUUCAGAGAUAGGAAUUGAAUUCCUUUCGUGAUUUACUGCUGCGACAGCGCGCGCCGUUUGCCGCGAGAGGACAUGGCAUCUCUCACCGACAGCAUGGAUGCCUUGACGACGGCAGCGCCGCCAUUCGUGUGCGGUAUUACAAGAGAGAUGCCGGAGAAGCCAGUAGAGUUGAUAGACUGCGGCCAUUUGUUCGACCAGGACGCGCUGCGGCGCUGGCGCGCGGCCGGCAAAACGCGCUGCCCGGAAUGCAGCGGUGCGCUGAACUCGCGGCCGUCCUCCGUGGUCGCCAGUUCGCUGCGCGCGUACCGCGCGCGCUCCCGCCGCGAUGCCGCUGUUGAGCGGGACGACGUCGUCGUGGCGAAGGGCCGGCCGCUCGGGAGGGGCUCUCACGGGGUCGUGAAGAAGGCCACUUGGCGCAGUCAACCGGUCGCAGUGAAACAGGUGCCUCUAGAUGAUGAUGAAGCCGCGGUAGCCAUGCAGCGGGAACUCAAAGCGCUUCGAGCGCUACGGCAUCCCAAUGUAGUUGCGCUGCUAGGAGCACUCACGGACGACGACGAGGGCCUGCUCUGGGCUAUAUUAGAGUUCGCCCCCCACGGAUCGCUGCACCGCAUGCUGCACCGGUCGUCGGAGAGCGACAUGCGGGCGUGCUUCGGCGACGCCAAGGCGUUACCGGGGCUCGGCGACGCCUUUUGGGGCAUAGCUGUGGAUGUUUGCGCCGCGCUGGCGUUCCUGCACCGCCGCAGCGUCAUCCACGGCGACGUCAAGGCCGCGAACGUAUUGCUGGGCAACGGGGGCGUCGCCAAGAUCUCGGACUUUGGAUUAGCGCGAGUGGUCGGCACUGCGGGAUUUACUCGUACGUCGUCGUCGCACGGAGGAACUGCUGGUUAUAUGGCACCGGAGCUCGGAGAAGCGGGAGCUUUGGACCGCGACGGCGCAUCGGCUGACGUCUUCGCCGUGGCGGUUCUCCUCGCCGAAGUCCUCACGGGCGAUGAACCGUUCGCGGACGCAAGAAAUGACGUGGCGAUCGCGCUGCGCGUCCGCGACGGCGAGCGGCCGGCCCUGCCGAAGUCGACGCCGGCGCGGCUGCGCGAGGCGCUGAUGAGGUGCUGGGACUCGAAUUCGGCCGCGCGGCCCGACGCGAAGGAUUUACUACUGGACGUGCUGGACCUGCGCCUCGACAACGAGGCGUCGACGGUGCAAGACGACGGCAUCGAGGUCGUGAGGGUCACUACGACCACUGGCUGCAAGCAGCUGUCCUCCGUGCUCGCCGAGCAAGGGCUGAGGGACGUCAUACCCAUCGUGCGGGAAAACGAGGUCGACAUCGAGGCCGCAAGACUCAUGGACAACGACGACUGGCAGGAGAUCGGAUUGGACGAGCGGGCCGCGCGAAACGUGGUCGCGUCUCUCGGAACGGAUUCGAUCCGGCUGAAAGUGCAUGCCCAGGGCGAACUCGUCGAGCUGACAGUGACGACGUCCGAGACGGUCGACACGCUGCUCCAGCGGCUGGAGAGCGAGUACGGGUGCGACGUCGAGCGGCCGUGGUUGUUCCAUAAUUCCAGGGCGCUCCUGGACGGCCGGUCGCUGUUCGACCAGAGGAUACGAAAUGACGUGAGUCUGGAGCUCCGGCGCAGGCGAACGCCGCCCCUGGGUGUGCCAUUUACGCUCUUUGUCAAGUACCUAGGUACAGGUAGAACGCUCGAUCUCACGGUGGAGUCGUGCUUUACGCUGAAGGCGCUCAUUCACUUAGCGCUCGAAUCGAUGGACCCACCGCGACCGGUGGAGGACGACUGGCGAUUCCGCAUCAAAUACUUUGGACAGUAUUUGUUCGCCAGUGAGACGACCCUGGAGCGGGUCGACGUUGGCAAGGAGGACACCCUGUUUUUGGAGCCGCGAAUGGUUGGGGGGUCAUGAUUGUGGAUGUAUUAAGUAGCUUGUGUAUUA